AUGGAGAGCAGAAUAAUAACUGAUGGCCAGAUCAAAGCGUCAUCCGAGUACAACGCUGCACACGGCGCCACCAAUGGCAGACUCAAUUUCAAGCCUGGAGGAGGUAAGACCGGCGCAUGGUCCGCCCUUGAAAAUGACGUUCAUCAGUGGCUACAAGUGGAUCUUGAAGGCAAAACCGAAGUGACAGGAAUAAAGAUCCAGGGAAGACAAGAAGUCGAUCAAUGGGUUACGAGCUUUACUAUUUCCUACAGCAGCGACGGCACCACCUAUAUAUCUUAUCAGAACAGCAAGGUAUGGAAACCAAUGAAAAUUGUGGCAAGAGAAACUCAAGCAAUGAACUAAUCGAAUCUCUAAACGGUAAUAUGAAAGUGUCUCAAAACCUCAGACCCAUAUUAGCCUCCACAAGUCCCUUACUAGUGUAACCUUAACACUUCAUUUUCCCGCUGCAGGUCUUAAAUGGAAACACGGACCGCAACACCGUGGUUUUGAACGUUUUACACCCUUCCAUAAAUGCACGCUACAUACGGGUGCAUCCUAAGACGUGGCAAGGCCAUAUUUCUAUGAGGAUGGAACUCUUGGGAUGU
Messenger RNA from Porites evermanni, 584 nucleotides. The record is from the annotation of a GenBank genome assembly. Lineage: Eukaryota; Metazoa; Cnidaria; Anthozoa; Scleractinia; Poritidae.